Molecule: messenger RNA, 1008 nt
Organism: Paraglomus brasilianum
Lineage: Eukaryota; Fungi; Glomeromycota; Glomeromycetes; Paraglomerales; Paraglomeraceae
Source: the annotation of a GenBank genome assembly
AUGCGUAAAGUUUUGGAAAAAUUGGUGCUGUCGACUUUUAAUGCAUACGCUCUUACGAAGCAAGGUGUCCGGUCAUUCUCUACCUCGUCCGUUACAAUGCAAGACAAGAAAACAAUAACGAUAUUCAAAACGAUACCAUCAUUACGUGAAUGGAAGCAGAAACUUGCGAGAGAGGGCAGGACACUUGGAUUUGUUCCAACAAUGGGUGGACUGCACGAAGGACAUUUAAGUCUCGCAAAACAAGCGGCCAGCAUAUGUGAUACAGUGGCAGUGUCGAUAUUCGUAAACCCGGCUCAAUUUGCACCGCAUGAGGAUCUAGACCAAUAUCCACGAACGUUAGAAAAAGAUCUUGAGCUAUUAGAGGCUACAAAUAGUGUAGAUGCCGUGUUUUUUCCAACAGUCAAGGACAUUUAUCCAAAUGGUAUUCCAUUGGACGUGGAGAAGCAGCAGGGAACAUUUGUAGAGGUCAAGGGUAGAUCGCAUCAGAUGGAAGGUCAAACGCGGCCAGUAUUUUUCCGGGGUGUCGCCACGGUGGUCUGUAAGCUCUUUAAUAUAGUUCAACCGACACACACAUUCUUCGGUCAGAAGGAUGCGCAACAGUGUGUUGUCGUUCGGUCUUUAAUUACUGAUCUGCACUUUCCUAUCUCAUUUCACGUUGGUGAGACUAUCCGUGAAUACGACGGACUGGCAAUGAGUUCUCGAAACCGAUACCUGGCCCCUGAAAAUAGGCAGUUUGCAAAUGUGUUAUAUAGAGCUUUGAACAAAGGGAAGCAAGUGUUUGAAAAGGAUGGCAUCAGGGAUAGAAAGGGUAUUAUUGCAAAAGCACAGGAAGUUGUUGAGGCGGAGUCGGAAACGAAGGAUGUCAAGUUGGAUUAUUUCUCAUUGGCACAUCCGAGGACUUUGGAAGAGUUGGAGAGCGUAGGAGAAGAUGGUGCUAUAUUAUCUGGUGCUAUUUAUAUUGCUGGAACUCGGUUAAUUGACAACUUGUUGCUUGAUUGUGAACUUUAG